Etheostoma cragini (Arkansas darter) is the source of this 4795-nucleotide messenger RNA. RefSeq names its product synapsin III (gene syn3). NCBI's taxonomy places the organism in Eukaryota, Metazoa, Chordata, Actinopteri, Perciformes, Percidae. Gene Ontology annotation, cellular component: synaptic vesicle; synaptic vesicle membrane. Gene Ontology annotation, molecular function: ATP binding. The transcript is spliced from 14 exons. The coding region runs from base 294 to 1793 and encodes 499 amino acids. Gene Ontology annotation, biological process: neurotransmitter secretion. The record is from RefSeq and is a predicted model, not a curated record.
GAGCUUCAUAGACUGACUGCGGUAAUGAAUGCACUACACCCAUCAUGUUCCCAGCAUGCAUUGGAGAGAGAGGGAGAGAGAGAGGGAGAGAGAGAGGGAGGGGGAUUGGCUCGGAGGCUGAGGAGGACCGUGGACCUGAGCGCAGGAGAAGCAGCAUCAGAAGAAGAAGAAGAAGAAGAAGAAGAAGGUCUUCUUCAUCAUCCGACACUUGCUCAUCACUGACCAACGCUCAGGAUUUCAAGUAUUCUUCCCCCUCUCCUCCUCUGGCCUGACGGACCCACCAGCCAAUCACCAUGAACUAUCUCCGCCGGCGCUUGUCAGACAGCAGCUUUGUGGCCAACCUCCCCAACGGCUACAUGAUGGAUCUGCAGAGGCCGACCCCUCCAGGCUCAUCCACUUCGUCCACUUCCUCCCCCGCCUCCCCGGCCACAGAGAGGCGGCAGCCCCCGAGCAUCCCCCCACCGGCUUCCAACCCGGCCUCAGGCUCGGGGCCAGGCUCAAGCACGGGCACGGGCUCGGGCUCGGGCUCAGCAGGGAGCUUCCUCAGCUCCUUCUCCAGUGUGGUGAAGAGUGCUCAGAUGGCCCAGAACGUCGCCGCCGCUGCACACGCAAAAUCUGCAGCACCCGCAGCUAAUGGAGCCUCAACAGGAAGCAGUCAGCCCCCUAAACCUGUCAUACGCAAGCCCAAGAUCCUGCUGGUCAUCGAUGAUCAGCACACCGACUGGGCAAAGUAUUUUCGAGGGAAGAAGCUGAACGGAGAGUAUGAGAUCCGGGUGGAGCAGGCGGAGUUCUCCGAGAUCAACUUGGCCUCCUACGUCAACUCGGGAUGUAUGGUGGACAUGCAGGUCAACAAAGGUGGCACCAGAGUGGUCAGGUCCUUCAAGCCAGACUUUGUCCUGAUUCGCCAGCACGCCUACAGCAUGAUCCCCGGUGAGGAUUUCAGGAACCUUGUGAUUGGCCUGCAUUUCGGCGGCGUCCCAAGCACCAACUCUCUCUUCUCCAUCUACAACUUCUGCAGCAAACCUUGGGUGUUUUCUCAGAUGAUUAAGCUCUACCAUUCCCUCGGACCUGAGAAAUUCCCCCUGAAUGAACAAACCUUCUAUCCCAACCACACGCAGAUGGUAACCACCCCUUCAUACCCUGUAGUGGUCAAGAUGGGUCACGCCUACGCUGGCAUGGGAAAGAUCAAAGUGGAAAACCAACAGGACUUCCAGGACAUCACCAGCGUGGUGGCUCUGGCCGGGACCUACGCCACCACUGAGCCCUACGUCCAGUCCAAGUAUGAUAUCCGCAUCCAGAAGAUCGGCAACAACUACAAGGCUUACAUGAGAACGUCUAUCUCCGGAAACUGGAAGGCUAACACGGGCUCUGCUAUGUUGGAACAGAUCGCAAUGACUGACAGAUAUCAGCUGUGGGUGGACUCCUGCGCUGAGAUGUUUGGUGGCCUAGACAUCUGUGCAGUGAAGGCCGUCCAUGGAAAAGAUGGCAACGACUAUAUCAUCGAGGUGAUGGACAGCUCCAUGCCUCUGAUUGGUGAGCAUGUGGAGGAAGAUAGACAGCUGAUCACAGAGCUGGUUAUGAACAAGAUGGCCCAGGUGUUGCUGGGAGUUUCCACACCUCAGACUUCAUCUGUCAAGGGGGACACCGCUCUGCCUCCGCCUCUCCAUCUCAAUCGGCCCAGGGUUCACCUCAGCGAGCCCGAUCAGCCAGCACCUCACCCAGCCAGGCCUUCCAGCCCGGGCCCAUCCCUGCCACCUCUGGGCCUGGAGCUCAGAAACAGUCCCCCCAGCUGAACAAAUCCCAGUCUCUGACCAACACCUUCACGGAGACGUUACGAGGAAGCCUGACCGACGACGAGGCCAAGGCUGAGACCAUCCGCAGCCUCCGACAGUCCUUCGCCAGCCUCUUCUCCGACUAAAAGCCUCUCCAGAAGCUUCCUCGUUCUGUUAGUUGUCAGGUUAGAAAAAGAAAACCAACCCCGACUGGUUCAACUAUUGUGGAAUCUCCCUCCACAUCCGAGCCUCAGCUUCCUGUUCCUUCUUUUUCCUGCUCACUGUUUGUGAAAUUUGCCACACGGUGCAACCCGCUGUCCUCAGAUCAGUGUUACAUCUAUCACUAGAAAGGCCAAUAGAUGUUGGUGUUCUAUCAUAAAGGCCAGUGUGUUGACUGACUAACUAAAUUUAAAAGCGGACUUAUUUGCAAUGGUCUUCCUUACAGGAGAUGUUAAAGAAAUGUAGGAUGUGAGUGCAGUCAGCCGAUGGCCUUUCUAGUGGUAAGUAAUAGCAGUAAAUAAUCAUACUCAUAGCUCAUAAUGCUUGGUAUAUAGUUGUAAUUCUGCAUUCUGUUUGUCCAACCAGUGAAACUUUUCAUUAUUGGGUCGUGUCUUACAUAUAUACACAUAUACACAUAAUUAUAACAUUAAUCGCAGCUUCCAAACCGUUUGCAGAUGUCUAUCCCAAUAUUCUUAUCUGAAACCGUUGCGGUUAACUCAUGAGAAAUGUACUAAGUCCUCACGGUUCACCAGCGAUUUUAAGCAUCUUGCCAGCAGCCACAUUUCUCAGACAUCCAUGUGCUGUAGACACAUAUUGGCUUAGUAAUGACUCCUCUACCUAACAUUACCAAAGUGCUUUUUAAUAAUAUCAUAAAAACAACCCCCCCCCCUGCACUGGGAGAAAAAACAAUCGCACAGCUAUCCAACCUUUGAGCGUGUGAUUUCACAAGGUGCAAAUACUCCACUGGCUUACAGCCAUUGUCUUCCAUCAUAGCCCAGACCUUCCCGUGCAGUUCUCUUUUUUCCUAAUGUUUUGUGCUUUGAAAAAUGGCACUACGGUGUGUUUUCUGUGGAGGAUUUGUACCAUGACUACAUUACUACUGCUGUGUGUGUGUGUGUGUGUGUGUGUGUGUUUUAAAGGCAAACAGUGAGGUAUAUUUGAGACUUCCUCUGAGACCGAAAAAAGAUUUAGUUGUGUAACAUCACAUCUUAUAUCUUUAUACUCCUUUAUUCUCGACAACCAAGGAUCAUUUAUCAUAAUCAUUUUUACAGUGUUUGGUCAAAUAGUGGGAAUACAACAAUCUGCAGUGGUAGCAGCCAAAACACUUUUUCUUUUUUUUUUUUUACUCUUCCAUCCUGCUUUGGAACUGCAUGUAAAUGUUUAGUGUAUGUCAUACGUAGAAUCCAAUUGGUAUUUUCUAACAGAAAGCCAACACAAGCUCAUGAUUUUAACUAUUCUAUAAAGGAAGAAAAUAAAUGGUAAGGCUUUAGUUUAUGGGUGCUGCAAUUCCGUAAUGAUUUCUUAGAAAGGACAAUGUAAUUUGGGGGAAACUAUAGCAAAAUAUAUUAAUAAAAAUAAUAUUUAUAUACAUAAUAAUAUGUUCCCUUAUUGCAUAGGUAUCGAGAACUAGGACUGUUACCAUUUACAGUCUAACUACUCUAAAGAUGGGAUGUGCCUACAUUAUAUUGGAGCUUUGAAAGAAAAUGAGAUGUUUUGCUAUUGUGAUUUGGAUUUAAUGACAAAAAAUGGGCAAUGAUCCAAUUUAGUGUAUGUAAAAUAUGUAUUUAUUUGAUGAAAACCUAAUUGAAUGCAACUAUUCAGGAAAAAGAAGUUCAAGCUACCAGUUUUAUUUGGAAUCAAUCAAUCGGAUUUAUUUGUCACAUGAAAUUUUCGAGGUACAAUUCGAGUAAAAUGUUAUUUAAUACCAACUGAAUACUGUCUCACUGUUCCUAUAUAUUAGCACUAAAUUACGUCUUUUCAGGAAAUGUUUCCAAGGAAAUAAUUAGGACGCCCUUAAAAUAAAAGGUAUCCAUUUUUGGCAUCAGGCUUACAGAAGUGCAUUUGGCACUCCAUGCAGAGCACAAUCACACUGUGUUCUUUUUGCAGGAAAUGAAAAGCUGUCUUGUAGUUUGCUCUGGAUUUAUCUGUGCUACAAACUGAAUAAGCCUUAAUUUGUUUAGCAUUUAGAAGGACCUGGCCAAAAAAGAAUAUUUCGAUCUUUAUCAGCUUUUAUUUGUUUGUCUAAAUACCACAAACAGAAACACAAAUAGGAUAUUUGAAUUCCUUUGAGCUGUGUGUAUUCAUUUAAAUGGACCUGUGAUUCCAGAGUUUUUAUUGUUCUUUACAUAAUAAUGAAAAUAAUAAUAAUUAAUAAUAAUUAUAAUAAUAAUAAUAAUAAACCCCAUUUUAAGGUCAACUUUAUUUAAAUGCAUGAAGCUGAAUAAAAUGUAUAGUGGUGUGUGUGCGUGUGUAUGUGUGAAUAAUUCAAGUUGUAAAUUUGCCAUUAUGAUUAACAAUGAUUCUACCACUUUGCAAUAAUUCUGUUGAUGAUAAUUUUUCUGCUAAGCUUGACACUUUAAGAAAAGCUGCCAUUUUUGCCCAAGCUUUUAUUCGGUGCUUUGCCGGUCUCACUGGCAGAAACAUGAGAAACUAACAUUGUUUUUUUAAUUGGGCUGAAAAUUCUUAAAAUGUGUUUGAUUGAUAAAAGACACUCUACAGUGCUCGUACAAAGCAAUGAUGGGAGGGGAGUUUUCUGGCUACAGACAGUUGCUCCGGAGGGAAAAUAAUCAGAUUGGGUGCAUUUUUCAUCGGUGGGAGGAGCCACAGAACCACAGUUGGAAAUGCUAUGUUCACACUAUCAAGCAUCAAAAGCUACAAAACUGCCAAGCGUGGCCAGCUCCAUCGUCAUCGCUGAGUCAUCGUUUUUAUUUCGUUUAACUAGAAUAGCUAGCAUAGCGACAGCUAGCAAAACAACAGCUAACUAAGCUAAAUAACACAGUAUUAAAGCUAGCUGUGUGCAUUUA